UAAUGCAUUCGUGCUUUUCGGCGGUUUUUAGGCUUGAGGAAGGACGGAGAUGGUCCGAAACGUUCGCAAAAGCCACUUGAGUACAGCUCCUGUUGUUUGCAGCUGUGGGUUUCAUCAGAUAAAUAUGUAUCGAUAACGACAACUUAAAAAUAAAUUAAUUAUAUUAAGCAUUGUUUGUUACAGUUUGAGGCACUAUCUCUAUUUUCCAUUUUGCGCCACAAACAUGAAUAUUAAUCAUCGCUAACGGAUAUUAGUGUGCAUGCAGGCAUUUAAUUAAACACUGCGAACAAUUUGAAAGCAUUGCGCGCAAUUAUCAUUGACUCUCUGAAUAAUUGGGUCGUAAAGUUGUAAAUUUGCCAACGCAUUUAUGGUACUGGUCACCGGGAGUCCAGUUCAAUUAAAUAUUGUCACGACGGUAUUAUUUUUUAAAUAAUUUUAAUAAACCCAAACCGUAACAAUAGUAAAGUUGUCGUAAUGCAAAACUGUGUGUCAGCUCGGUUGUCUGUACUUUCACUGGUGGGAUUGACUCGAUUAUUUUUCUACCACCACUACAGAAGCGGCAGCUUCCAUCAAGACUUGUCUCCCGUUUCAGUAUUAUUUUUCAGUCGGUCGUGGUCGGUUGUUGUGUGCUUGUAUUUAUUCAUAUGUGUGUGUGGUAGACGUGAUGAGGCAAAGUGUGUGCUUAAUAUAAUUAUUUUAAUAACGGUGCACUUUAACUCACUAAUGCCAUUUACUUUACCGAUUUAGAAUUAUUUUUCUAUGUUAUUCAAAGCGCAGUGAUUUGUAACGAUGCAGGAGCCAAACUUAAACCAAAGAAGAUCGUGAUGUUAGUGCUGUACUAGUGACUGACUGUGAUGUAGUGUAGUCAAUUUUUUUUUUUAUUAAUUUUGUGAUUAUGGCAACAUCUGGGAUGUCGUACGCCGUUCAUUACGAUCUGAGCGACGCCAUCCUUCAGGAUUUUUCCAGGAUGCGAAUCGAAACGGUUCCAGAACCACCUGUGCUGUAUGUUGCAAUGGCAACUUGGAUACCGAAAUGCAACAUGUACCAUCACAAUUCUGAGCCGGAUACACCCGAAGAACUCUCACUCUCUCAAGAAGAACAAGAUCUGAACGAGAGCGAGAAAUCAGCGCCCGAAGGCGAAAACCCAAUCAAACACAUCGAAGAAAAAUUAACCAUCACUCCGAAAAAAACCCUCAGUCCUAAACAGCUCCAAAAGAAGGUCGAGUCGGAGAAGAAGCGCCAGCAGAAGCAGCUGGAGCGCGAAGAACGCGAACGAAAGAAGCAAGAGGAGAAGGAACGCUUACGUUUGGAGAAAGAACAAAUGAAGAAGGAGAAAGAAGAACUGAAAAAUAAAAAGAACGAGCAGAAGGCGAAAGAGCGCGAGAUGAAAGAAGAGCAAAAACGCAAAGAGAAAGAGGAGAAGGAGGCGAAGCGCAAAGAGAAAGAAGAACGAGAGGAGGCCAAGCGCAAAGAGCGCGAGCAAGAAAAGUUGCGCAAGCAGCAAGAGCUAGAAGAGAAGAAUCGCGAAAAGCAGAAGAUCGAAGAACAGAAGCAAAAGGCGGCGCAAGCUUUCGUUAACUUUUUCGUUCCAAAGAAGACUGAUGUGAAGAUGGAAGAGGGUAAAAGUGGCGUGGAAGAAGGCAAGACGAGUAUGUUCAUGCCUUUUGAAGUAAAGUCGGAUAUGAGGUUGGCGCCUGCGCGAAGAGCUUAUUUAAGCGAACAAGAAAAGGAAGCUUUAAUUGAAAAACUAGAUACAGGAGAAGGUUCAUACUUGAAGGAGUUGAAAGAGGGGAAAAGCACGGGCAAGUGGGCGAAAACGUGGCCGUACGAAGAAGACGUGAUUAUAGUGGAAGAGGACGUCGGAGAGAGUAUUUGUGAAGAUAAGCAAAAAUUGAAGAUAAUGAGGGUCAAGUUUUUGAAGUUCCACGAGAAUAAACGACCUCCGUAUUACGGUACAUGGCGGAAGAAGAGCGCCGUUGUUAAUCCAAGACGACCUUUUGGAGAAGAUAAGUGUUUCUUUGACUAUGAGGUUGAUUCAGACGACGAUUGGGAGGAGGAGGAGCAAGGAGAGUCUUUGAAUGGUUCGGACGAUGAAGAAAAAGAGAACGAAGCAGAGAAUGAUGAUUACGAGGUUGAUAAUGACUUUUUCGUGCCACAUGGUCAUCUUAGCGACGACGAAGUGGAUGACGAAGAGUCGGCGAAAUUGUCCCCAGAGUCUCACAAGCAGAAAUUGAAGUUGUUGAAGGACGAGUUUGAUCAAGAUAUGCAAACUAAGACUAAUAGAAUGAAACCGAGGUCUAUUGGGUGUAUUUGGUACAAUAAAGAUCGCUCGAAUGUUGAUGAUGCUAUAGACAGACACCUUCGACCUCUAGCGAUGAUUACUAAUGGACAUAUUAUUAUUAAUAAACGGAAGGAGUUCAUAGCGAUUACUCCAAAUAGGAAAUAUAACACUAAGGAAUUGCGACAGGAACUUCUACCGGCAUUUUUGAAGUUGAUCCACGGGAACGUGAACAAAAGGACGACCGUGGUCGAGGAGUUCAUGAACUAUAUGAGGAAUAAUGGUCACGUGGUGGAAGUCUCGAAGGCAUAUCUUGGUAAAUGUUUGAAACAAUACGCCCAGUGGAAGAAGUGUGCUGAUGAAGGUCCUUUGUUAAAUAAAUACUGCUGGUGUCUGGAGGAUGACGUUAAAAAGAAAUACAACUUAGAGUAGGGAUUGAAAUUUUGUAAUGUAGUGUGUUUAUCAAAUAAACGAUUGAUGAAUUUG
Messenger RNA from Zophobas morio, 2764 nucleotides. RefSeq names its product chromatin assembly factor 1 subunit A-like. The record is from RefSeq and is a predicted model, not a curated record. Bases 896 to 2710 code for a protein of 604 amino acids. Lineage: Eukaryota; Metazoa; Arthropoda; Insecta; Coleoptera; Tenebrionidae. Gene Ontology annotation, biological process: nucleosome assembly. Gene Ontology annotation, cellular component: nucleus; CAF-1 complex. The transcript has 3 exons.